Molecule: messenger RNA, 448 nt
Organism: Anneissia japonica
Lineage: Eukaryota; Metazoa; Echinodermata; Crinoidea; Comatulida; Comatulidae
Product: mitochondrial import receptor subunit TOM20 homolog
Exons: 4
Biological process (GO): protein targeting; protein import into mitochondrial matrix; tRNA import into mitochondrion
Cellular component (GO): mitochondrial outer membrane; mitochondrial outer membrane translocase complex
Molecular function (GO): transmembrane protein transporter activity
Source: RefSeq, a predicted model, not a curated record
CCCACCUAUGUAAUAUUAUUAUUAAUGACGAUUAAAAUGUUAGUAAUGAAUUCCAAAGCAGCAGUAGGUAUUAUAGCUGGAAUUGCUGGUUCACUAUUUUUGGGAUAUUGUGUAUAUUUUGAUCGCAAAAGACGCAGUGCACCAGAUUUUCGGGAGAAACUAAAAGAAAAGAGGGCAAAGUCGAAGUCAAAGCCAAGUAAAAAUGCAGGACCCAGUCAGUUACCAGAUUUGCAAAACCCAGAUGCUGUACAGAAGUUUUUCCUUGAAGAAGUACAAUUAGGAGAAGAAUUACUUGCCCAAGGUGAUUUUGACAAUGGUGUUGAUCAUUUGAGCAAUGCAGUCGCAGUUUGUGGCCAGCCACAACAACUGUUACAAGUCCUCCAACAGACACUUCCACCUCAAGUAUUCCAGAUGCUUAUACAGAAACUACCAGGAACAAGUCAAGUAU